AUGGCCAGCACGACAUAUAACGGCCCAUUCCUCCCUCCCAUCCAUACCUCAUUCACCCCACUCUUAUCCUCUCCUACCGGUCUCAUCACCUCACAAGAGCUUCACAGCGCUCUCGACCGCAACCCCUCUGACAGCUUUGAAAGCUUGCACGAUCUCUAUCAAGUCAACGAAGAGGAGGCUGAAGAGGAUUGGAGCGAAGACAGUGACCAGAUUCAAGUGUACAGUACAAAGCCGCUGCGUGUCAGGAAGAAGAAGGGCCGUUCCACCAAAGUCACACACGUUGCCAACCGCCGUCGUUCGACCAUGGUUUCGGUUCCUCGCUCGCCUGUGUCACCAAAGUCGCCAGUGUCACCCCGCUCCCCUACCUCCUUCGACAGCGACUCUGCCCACGCACACAUCUCGAGAAUUUUCCUGUCUCUUCCCGAGCCAUCGCCUACCAUGGCUGUUCCUUUGGUAACCCAGCCCAACCGGCUCGCACCUGUCACUUCUACGGACAGACAAAGCACUCGGUCUUCGAGGUCCUCUCUUCAUCUCGGCUUGGGCGGUUCAUCCAGCUACGACCCUAUCUGUCCCGGCCCAUCCCCUCCCUCGUCGCCGGUUCCAUCCCCCAACAAGCGCCACUUCACGUCUCCAACCAUGUACGAGUCUUUUGAGCGUCCACGCAAGCCUCUUCCUGCCGUCCCGUCUUCCCCCAUCACCCCUUCGCGAGCUCCCCGCAAGGCUGCCAAGCUCCUCGGGGUAGACCUUCCUCCCGUGAUGGAGCAGGAGAAGAAGAAGCAUUAUGCGGCGUCCGCGCUCAAGGCUGGCAGACACUUUCGUCCUCUGCCGAAUGUGGAUUUGGCAGAGAUUGAAAAGUUCUUUGGGGAGGUGCCAAAGAAGCCUUCAAAGUCUCAACCGGGUCUCAAAACGGGCAAGAAGGCGAGCAGCUCCUGUUAUAAGAGCAACUCUGCGCACGGUGCCCCGGAGGCUUGUGACCGGAACAUCGGAGAGGGACAGACAGUCAAGCACAGGGGCACCGACGGCUCAAUGUGGCUUGAUGUAGAGGAGGAGCAAGAGUUUGCAUGGCUUAUGAGCGAAGCUAUCGCUGCUGUCCCUGCAUCCUUGCCUAGUGUGGAUGAUUUGUCCGAGUCUAUCGGCGGAACUUUUCCCGUGGAGAGAAGGGACAGGUGCAUCGACGACAUGAAUACUCUGUAUGGAAGCGACGAGGAGGACAGCGGCAAAUGGGACAUGGAAGCUUUUACUUCUAUCCUUUCCGUGCCCAAGCCCAAAGCUAGCAGAGCUUCACCCUCAUCCUCUUCCUCUCCCAGCAAAUCCCGACCACAGCCUCCCCCCCUUGUCCGUCGGGCCAACAACAGUAACCCCGACUCCUCUUUCAUGGAGAUUGCGACUCCCAAGCGUCUCGACUUUUCUUUCGACAUUUCUCCUGCCAGAGAUCUCAAUACCUGGUCCAGGUCUGGCGGCUCCCGACAUGCGAGGUCGGUAUCUAGCCCAGCUCCCGUCUCUCCCCACUAUGAGAUUUCCGAGCCUAUGCCUUUGCCUGGCUACGAGUUCAGCGCUUCGUCUUCUUACCCCGCGCUUUCGUUAGACUCCUCUGCUAUUGGGGCUGGUCUGGAUAGAAAGAUGUCGAGUUCUCCUCCUCGCAUCCGCAACCGUCCACCUCCCAUCAAUCUCCCCGAUCCCGUUGUCAAUCAUCGCCUUCCUAUCCUCACAGCCAGCUCACCGUCAAUGACUCAAUCCGACCGAGACAGGGACUCUGUCAUUGUCACGCCCUUUGUGAAGCCUAGGGCCGCUCCAGCACCGCACAAGGGAUCCGUCCCAGCUGUGCCUCCUAUUCCUCUUGAGCACAUCCCUUACAGACCACCCAUGCCGACUACCGUUGACUCUGACUCUGUACACGGCUGGAGGUCAAGGGGUGGGAAAGGAUUGGCGCCGAGGAAUGAGCAGAGGGAAGAGACAAGCACUAGAGACUUGAUCAGCUUUUUCGAACCGGUCACUCCGGUGGAAAGAAUGGGGCCCAUGUAUGAGGGUGGGGGAGCUGGGCCGGGCGCUGCGGCGGGGACAAAAGGAAAAGGGUGGUUGAAGAGGGCCAUGAAGCCUUUGAAGUCGCAGAGUAGAGAGGCUGGACCUCGCGUAUAUAUCUAG
This is a messenger RNA of Cryptococcus amylolentus CBS 6039, 2142 nucleotides long. RefSeq lists its product as hypothetical. The transcript has 2 exons. Bases 1 to 2142 code for a protein of 713 amino acids. NCBI's taxonomy places the organism in Eukaryota, Fungi, Basidiomycota, Tremellomycetes, Tremellales, Cryptococcaceae. The record is from RefSeq and is a predicted model, not a curated record.